Lacerta agilis (Sand lizard) is the source of this 3114-nucleotide messenger RNA. RefSeq names its product peroxisomal biogenesis factor 11 beta (gene PEX11B). NCBI's taxonomy places the organism in Eukaryota, Metazoa, Chordata, Lepidosauria, Squamata, Lacertidae. The record is from RefSeq and is a predicted model, not a curated record. The coding region runs from base 54 to 797 and encodes 247 amino acids. Gene Ontology annotation, biological process: regulation of peroxisome size; peroxisome fission. The transcript has 4 exons. Gene Ontology annotation, cellular component: peroxisomal membrane.
GGGGGGGGCGGUGCUGCCUUCGCCGAGGAGAGGCUGCUGCUGUUGCUGCUGCAAUGGAUUCCUGGGUGCGAUUCAGCGCCCAGAGCCAAGCCAAGGAGCGGGUCUUCAGGGCUGCCCAGUAUGCCUGCACUCUCCUUGGCUACUCACUUCAGAAGUAUGGCGCCAGCCCUGAUUUCAUUGCUAGGAUCAAGCAGCUGGAGGCUCACAUGAGCUUGGGGCGCAAGUUGUUCAGGCUGGGGAAUUCUUCAGAUGCCCUGGAGGCAGCCAAACGGGCCAUCCACCUGUCAGACAUGGUCCUUCGCUUCUGCAUCACUGUCAGCCAUCUAAACAGAGCCAUGUAUUUUGCCUGUGACAACAUCCUGUGGGCAGGGAAAUCAGGUCUCGUCCCGCACAUGGACCAGGAGAAAUGGAGCCAGCGGUCUUUCAGGUAUUACCUUUUUGCACUGAUCAUGAACCUGAGCAGGGACGCCUAUGAGAUCCGGCUGCUGAUGGAGCAUGAGGCGAACGGGAAGUGCCAGCGAGGUGGUAGUGGAGACAGCCCCAGAGUGGGGGAAGACCACCGGCUCCAGCAGCUGAUCUUGAGGCUGAAGCUGCAGGUCCGCCUCCUGUGUCACGUGCUGAGGGACAACCCCCCUCUGCUCCUGGACCUGGCGAAAAAUGCCUGCGACAUUUUUAUCCCCAUGGACAAGUUGGGCCUGUACAAGACCAACCCAGGGUUCGUGGGGCUCUGCGGCUUGACGUCUUCCGUCAUCUCCAUCCUUACCAUUGUCUUCCCGUGGCUGAAGCUGAAGCCUUGAAGGGCGGGAGGGGGCGGCGGCAAUUAGCUGGUGUCUGUGGAGCAGGCCAAAUGUCACAGGGCUUCCUCUUUCUACGUGUUCCACUUCCAGAGGCCGGCAUGAGGUGUCUGCGACUUUGGCAGCCUUAGGCAGCCGGUGGCCAUUUGCGUAGCAUGGGCUCCUUGGUACGUGGGGACUUGGGCCUGUUGGCGCUUUGGGGGACAUCUAAUUUGCACUCAAUUUUAUGUGGGGGACAGCAACUUCGUGACCAACCUUCCUCACUCCUCUGGGCCACCGUAUUACAACCCUCCUAUGCAGAUGGUCCUCAAGCUGUAUCCUGCCCCUGGCUUGCCCCUCCUCUGCCCUUCCCACUCCACAAUACCUCUCCCCACAAAUCCCACCCACUCACCUGCUCUUUUUAAUUCAUCCUGGGCUACUCCCUGUGAACUGGGAAUGCAUCUUUCAAUGCUCUGACAUUGGAGCCACUGGGGAAGGGAUUGGAGCUAUGCUAUGCCCUGCCACACCCAGCCUCUUCUACUCUUGAGCAGGAGGUGAAAAGUGAAGGUCUGUCCUUGUGCAUAAAUCUAGUGAUGGGCUGCCUCGUGGCAUGGUGCCUCGGUGCCCCUUGGCAAGGAAGGAAGGUCUGGGGAAACGAGGUAGAACGGCUGUGGACCUGGGGCCAUGUUUGGACCGAGGAGUAAGCACAUGCCCAGUAAACGGGCUUCUGCUAUUCCUAUCAAGCUGUGGCUCCUAUUUUUUUAGGCUUCACCACUCCAUUAACAAGCAGAGCUUUAAUGUCUGCGUUUCCUCAACUUGGUCCCCCUCCAGAUGUCCUAGACCCCGGCUCCCAUCAGUCUGCAGCCAGCAUGGCCACACUGAGCAUGAUGGAAGUUGGAGUAUCUACACGCCAUGAGAAUUAUUAAGGGCUGUUCUAUGCUAUGCCUUGAUAUUUGGCGCUGUUAGUUCCUUUUCCUGAUUUUGCAAGCCUCUCCCCCAUCCCCCCCGUCUCAUAAACAUAACUUUUGAAAUCGAGUGACCUUCUGAAGCUAAAUGUAGUCAGCCACAGAGAGUUUUCUUUGGUAUUACUAUUUUUAAAUGGUGGAUGGCUCCUGUUUGCCUGGGGGAGGGUUCAGUUCUGAGUAGGGCUUCUGGUUUCCUGCCAGGCAACUCACAGGGCAUGACAUGUGCUCCAGAUCUGGUUAUGAUCUGAUGCUUUAUAUAAAGUCAGGUUUCUGGAUGUCCUUGUUCUACAACAAUAGCUGGCAGAUUCAGACCCUGAGAAGUCUCCUGUCAAAGAACUUUGGGGGAUAGGGGAAUCCUUACCCAGCAGACUUCUCUGCUAGGUAUCUCCUUCUCUGCUGCUCAUAAAACAUAGGAAUCUUCUCAGAGUAUGCACAUAGCCAACUUACUCCUCACACCCUGUGCUGCCACCUCAUUUCCCUUCACAGGAGCUCUGUGCCUUUAGUAGUUUCACAACAGACAUACAUUCCACCUGGGCUGCUUCCCCCUCCUUCUUUGCUGUGGCCUCUCAUUCCUGGGAGAAGCUGCACAGGUUGAAUUUCUGCCUGCCACCCAUCUGUUAACAGCUACAAAGCUUUGGGCCUUGUGUUCUCAUUGGGAUGCCCAACCUGUGGCUGGGUGGCAUCCCAUCAGACUGCAAUGGGGUGGGUGCUCCCCUGUGUUGGGGGGUGAACUAAAUGCUUCCACAUACAAGAGAAGUUAGCAUGUCGGGGGGGUACUAGGCAAGGUUCUUCCCCCUUGAUUACUGAGUGGAGGGAAUUGUUUUUUAUGGGGGAAGUAGUCAGGAACAUGACAUACACACAUAUGCCUCUUUGCUGUCUGAAAGAAUGCAUUGCCAACUCAAUGGUCUGAGCUUAGGCCAUUGAGGGGAAUCCCCAGAGGUCCCUAUUGAUCCAUUGUUUUUUGUCAUCUUUUUCCAUCUCCAUCCCAGGUCUCCUUUCCCCUUCCAGUACUGCUUCUUAAUCUCUACCAUCAGCACCACCCAUCUGCCCUGCUCAUAACCCCUUUCUUGGUUUUGAAACGGGGUUCCUAACCUGGAGCAGGUGAUAAUACCCUGUUCCUCUGCUAAUACAGUGCAGUGUUGCGGAGCUUGCAGCCUCCAUCCUUCACCAUUGGCCACACUGGUUGGCUCUGAGCAGAGUUUGGCGGGGGGAGGGAGGGAUCCUCCAGCAGUAUCAGGAGGGCACCAUAUUGGCUACCCCAGGAUUAAAAAUUUACCAUUUCUCCCAGUCCUCAACUAUAGUUCUACCUUUCCCUCUUACUAGUGUAUCAAAUAAACAGGGUUGAUCAUUUGAUCCAAUAAAUUAAGGUUGGCAUA